AUGGACGACGCUCAAAUCUUGGACGAAAUAAAGUAUAAAUUAGGUAUUGAAAUCGACGAUCAUUCAGUUAUUAGAGCGCUGGGAUUAUUGUCGCAGUGAGGAUUUUCAUGUGUUUUUUUGAUUAUAUAACUUAAAAUGGUAGGAAAUUUCUUUACAUGACAAAAAAGGGCAAGAACUUUGUUUAAAAAUUAAAAAAUGGCAAGAACUUUCUUUACAAUACAAAAAAGGGCAAGAACUUUUUUCACAAAACAAAAAAUGGCAAGAACUUCCUUUACAGCGCCUAAAAAUACGUUUUUCAAUGUUAAUUUAACAAUUUUCAGUCGAAAAAAGCCCGGAGGAAUUCCAUAUGAUGAAGAAGGCCAAUUCGAAGAUGAAAUGUGGAUGCCAUACAAUCGAUUCGAACCAGAAGUACCAAAAAAGAAGAAGCGCCAACCGGCUGGUAAACGGUUAACGAAGAAGAAGAGUUAUCGAAAAGAACGGUCUAAAUCUUUGGGCACAUCUAGUGAUAACAGAGAUGACAAUCUUAAAAAGGGCAUAAGUGACAGCCGGCUGACAAAGAAUGGGCCUAAACCACGGUUUUUGAAGAAUGAAAAGAGGAUUGAGUAUGAUGAUGAUAGUGAUUUGGACAAUUUUGAAUUCAACGAAUCUCAACAGGUCACUUUUGGUAGGUUUUGCCAUUUUUGUUUUGUAAAGAAAGUUCUUGCCAUUUUUUUUUUGUAAAGAAAGUUCUUGCCAUUUUUUGUUUUGUAAAGAAAGUUCUUGCCAUUUUUUGUUAUGUAAAGAAAGUUCUUGCCGUUUUCAAUUUGUACAGAAAGUUUUUGUCAUUUUUUGGUUUUGUAAAAAAAAGUUCUUGCCAUUUCUGAGUUUGUAAACAUAGUUAUCACUAUUUUUAUAUUUUCAGGUACCCGCCAGUACUACAAUGACAUUCUCUCCAAAUUCAUCGAAAGAGACAAGAAGUUGGAGUUUGACAAGACCAAAAAGAAAAAAGAAUACAAAGCCAAGGAAGUAGUGACAAAGCCAAAGAUAGGCCAAAGUGCGAUGAGUAUGGCAAUCGAAGCUCAUGAAGAAGAAUCAAUAACAAGAUGGUCAAAGUACAAAGCCUUUGAAGACACAGUAAAUGGCAUAGUAAUCACAAUUUACUACGACUUUUGUAGAGAUGAACAAGACAGGCUUCUUCACAUUACGAUCAGUGUUAACAACGAGGCCAGGAUUCUGGAUAUGGUGGGAUUGGCAUUGUAUAAGUAUGAGAGGUAUAACAAUGAUCCACCUCUGCCUUUGUGAGUUCUCUUCUUUUUUUGUUUCUUUUUAUGUUUUUUUUGGUUGGCGGGGUUGAAAACGGUGUGGACAGGGUCGGGCGUAGACAUGAGUAACGGGCCGGGCAUACGACUGGGCUUGGCCCAUGACGUGAUAUAACGUUUUCAUUUUUAACAGCAAGAACUUUCUUUACAGAAUCAAAAAUGGCAAGGACUUUUUUACAAAGUUAAAAUUAGCAAGAAUUUUCUCUACAAAACAAAAAAUGGCAAGAGCUUUCUUUACAAAAUUAAAAAUGGUAACAACUUUCUUUACAAAACAAAAAAUUGCAAGAACUUUCUUUACAAAACAUGAAAUGACAAGAACUUUCUUUACAAAGCAUAAAAUGGCAAAAACUUUCUUUACAAAAUUAAAAAUGGCAAAAAAAACAUUUUUUGUUACCUAAAAUUUAUAAAUUGACAUGGUUUUUUUUUCUUUUUGCAUUAUAGAAGAAAAAAAAAUGUAAAAACAUUGAACGUGGUUCCCCCUGUAGAUUUUCUGGAUUUUUUUACUUUUAAUUUCACAUUUUUCAGAAACCUCGAAUUAAAGCACUACAGACUCUGCGUAGCAGAUGAACGAAGUUACGAGAGAGAGCUGCCAAUCACUGAUCGAAAUCGCAAAAUCACCAAAAUUGACUUUCCACAUAUGGCACUCAUUCAGGAUCGACGAGAAACAACAGUUCAGGUCGCUCAAGUUUACUUUAUCGAUUAUACUCGAAUUGAAAUUGCUAUAGAUGAUCCUGAUUUGACAAUUGAAAGUUUGAAGAACGAAGCCUUGGAGAGGUAUAGUAAGGUCAGACCUACUGUCAAUGAGAAAUUGGACUUUAGAGGUGGGUUUUUGGGGGAAAAUCGCAAGAACUUUCUUUACAAAACAAGAAAUGGCAAGAACUUUCUUUACAAAACACGAAAUGGCAAGAACUUUCUUUACAAAACAAAAAAUGGCAAGAUCUUUCUUUACAGGGCUUAAAAUGGCAAAAACUUUCUUUACAAAACAUAAAAUGGCAAGAACUUUCUUUACAGGGCUUAAAAUGGCAAAAACUUUCUUUACAAAACGAGAAAUGGCAAGAUCUUUCUUUACAAAACACGAAAUGGCAAGAACUUUCUUUACAAAACAAAAAAUGGCAAGAUCUUUCUUUACAGGGCUUAAAAUGGCAAAAACUUUCUUUACAAAACAUAAAAUGGCAAGAACUUUCUUUACAAAACAAAAAUUGGCAAGAACUUUCUUUACAGGGCUUAAAAUGGCAAGAACUUUCUUUACAAAACAUAAAAUGGCAAGAACUUUCUUUACAGGGCUUAAAAUGGCAAAAACUUUCUUUACAAAACAUAAAAUGGCAAGAACUUUCUUUACAAAACAAAAAUUGGCAAAAACUUUCUUUACAGGGCUUAAAAUGACGUUUUUAUUAUUAUUUUUAGCAUUUUCAGUCUUUUAAAAUCCGGAGGCAUUUCAUAUGGGAAGGGGCUCAUUUUUUCAAUUUUUAGACAUAACAUACCGCCUGGAGCUAGCAGAACGUCCAAAUGUAGCCCUAAACGAAGAAAUGGCAGCCUUAUCAUCUGGUGGCUUAACCUUCCUUUGCAUUCGAAACAAAAGCUCCAGAGGCAACUUCACAUUGGACAAGGUGGCACGAAAGAAACACAAAAGAAUCAUGGAGAUCGAUAUGGAAUCAGAAGAAGGCUACGAAGCGUCACAGAGCGCUAGUCUAUCAGACCCGGGUGAUAGUCGAAGUGGAACGAACGCAAGAGAUCCGGUUGAGUUACAAAGAUUCAAUAUUGAAAGGAUUCAGAAGUUCAAGCAUAACUUGUCUACGAAAUUAUGUAAGUUUUUUGGAUUUGUGGAUAGGGUGAGGUAGGGUAUGGUCAAAGUAGGGAAAGAGCUACUGCAUGAUUAAUAUGAUAUGGUAGGGCUUCAAUAGAACUAGGGCAGGGCUCGAUUUUACCGUAGAACUAGAGAAGGGGUUAUGGGUUACGGUAGGGCUAGGAUAGGAGUAGGGUAGGUCUGGGGGUUACGGUAGGACUAGAAUAGGGAUAGACGUUACGAUAGCGAUAUGGUAGAAAUAGUGGUUUAAGUGUUACAGUAGGAAUAGGUAGUGCUAUUGGUUACGGUAAAACUAGUGUAGGUCUAGGAGUUACGGUAAAACUACGGCAGAGCUAGGGGUUACGGUAAACUAUUAGAAUGGUUAUAGAUCACUGUAGGUCUUAAGUAGGGCUACUGUGGGGCUAGGGUAGGGCUCGAGAAUACGGGUGGUAUAGGGUAAACAGGACGUUACGGCUAGACUAGUGUGGGGUAGGGGUUACGGUAUGACUAGAAAAGGUCAAAGGGUCGCGGUUGGACUGAACUUGGAAUACUGUACGAUUAGGGUUAGGUAGGGCUGAGGCAAGGCAACUGUAAGCUAAAGGUAAUGCUACGAGUUAGGAGUACAGUAGGGCUACUUUAGAACAAGAGUAAGGCUAAAGUUACGGUAGGUCAAGUCUUGGUGUGGUAUUACUGUAGUAAUAGCGCGUACUUUGAUGCAAAAAGAAUGGCGUAUCAAUGCUUUUUUUACUUUUAAUGACAUUUUUUAGUGAUUCGAGAUGACGCUAUUGUGUUAGGUGGAGGGCCGAGUAAGGGUUAUUAUUACGAUAGAAUCGAAGUAAAUUGGGACCAUGUGGCUGGAAUCGACUAUAAUCACAAUCCUACUACACAACGUGAGUUUUAAAUGACUUUUCUGAUUUUAUUAAAAAAAUUUUAAAAAUGACGUUUUUAUUUUUUAUGACACUUUCUUACCAUACUUACCCUAAUUUAUCCUAUUCUAGCCAAAAGAACUCUAAAACUGGUAUGGCUAGAAAUGUCAAAGGAAAUGUACGAAGACCAAAAGCUAUGCCUGAACUAUAUUCGAUACCUCAAAGCCAACAGCCUCUAUACAGUUCCAACAACGACCAAGAAAGGCUUCAAGUCUUCAACCUCAUCAAUAUCACUUUUCAAUUUGGCCAAGCGUAAGCCGUCAACAAUAUUAACAGAAAGCCAAUCUACCGACACUUUAAAGGAGGAGGUAGAGGAAAAACCUUUCCCAAGGUACAUCGAAGGAUUCGAUCCGAAACCUUUAAUUGAUGGUUAUGAGAAAAUGACAUGGAAAAGUGUUUCGUUCAAUGCCUACAGCUCGGACGCGUUUUCAUUGGUUGAGAAGGUGGGUAAUCCUAGAGCUGAGUUUUAAUUUAGCUAAACAAUGAAGGUUUUUAGGCCUAAAGUUUUGUAAGUUUAAUUAGGCUAAACUUACUUAGUUCUCGCUUUAGAGGCUUACGCCUAAACUUAAUAAAGUAGCUUUUACAUAGGUUUUAUUGACUGUAAGCCUACUAUGUCUAGGGUUAUUAAGCCUAGUAGGUUUGACUCAAACACGACUUAGCUUAAUAAGUCUAGGUCUACUAAAUCUUAGCUUCUUAAGCCUGCUAAGCUUAAACCAACUAAGCUUUAAAAUGCUAAGGCUAAGCCGACUAAUUGUAGUUCUACUAAGCUUAAGCAUACUAAGCCUAAGUUUACUAAGCUUAUUUUUCUUAAGCCUUAACUUUAUAAGCCUAAACCUACUAAUAUUAAGCCUACUAAGCUUAAGCCUACUAAGCAUACGACUAAGCCUACUAAGCUUAAGUCUGCUAAACACAUCUUUAUUAAGCUUGACUCUAUCAAUCUUAAAUCUUUUCUUUCUUAUCUCUAAAACCUAACCCUAAUACAGCCAAAUUUAAGCUUAAUAAAUCUAAACCUAUGAACCCUAGGUCUACAAAAUUCAAACUAAUUAAAAUAAUUGUAGUAUAUAAAAUUUAAGUUUGAUUUUCAGGUAGUAGCAAUACUGGAUUCAGACAAAGACCGCUUCAUCCGCCAAAUGUACAAAGAAUGUGGUGGACCAGAGAAGAAGAAGCCAGGCGCAGCGGCCGAAUCCCUUUAUCAUCUCAAACAUUUACUUCAAAUUUCGCGAAGCCUAAGACCGGUAGAAGAAGAACCAGGCCCAUCGAGUAGGAAACACAAACUCUUGAGUAAUAUUUCAAAGUUUAUUUACAAAAAGGACUAA
Molecule: messenger RNA, 5323 nt
Organism: Bursaphelenchus okinawaensis
Lineage: Eukaryota; Metazoa; Nematoda; Chromadorea; Rhabditida; Aphelenchoididae
Source: the annotation of a GenBank genome assembly